Branchiostoma belcheri (Belcher's lancelet) is the source of this 3922-nucleotide messenger RNA. RefSeq lists its product as uncharacterized. Bases 131 to 3226 code for a protein of 1031 amino acids. The transcript is spliced from 15 exons. Gene Ontology annotation, molecular function: protein binding. The record is from RefSeq and is a predicted model, not a curated record. Lineage: Eukaryota; Metazoa; Chordata; Leptocardii; Amphioxiformes; Branchiostomatidae.
GGCAUUCCGCCCAUGCCUUUUGCGUCCUCUCGGUCCAUAGCUAACGUACGCCCUGCCCACUGCCGUCUGAUGCCUACUGGGUUUGUUUAUCGUCAUCUACAAGCCAGUCAACAGCCUUUGUGACGCGGUCAUGUUAGUUAUACAAAAGGCCAUGUUUUACACAUUCCUUCUCCUGACUGCUCUGGGAUCGAGUUUUGUCCUUGGGUUCAGGUACUCAACAAUUUACAUGAAGGAUAACUGUGGCGAGUCGGUAUCGCUAGGCAGUGCAGGGUACGUGGAGUGGGACCGGCAUGGCAGAUCGUACGACCACAAUACCGACUGUUCUGUCAUCCUCAAGACAUCUAGUAGGAGUGUAAGGAUAUUACUGCAGUUCAUCAAUAUCGAUAUAGAGAGCAACGGCCAGUAUUCCUGCUAUGACUACCUGUAUCUGUACGAGGGCGCUGUGUCCAGUUUUAACCGCCCCGCCGCCGGCCACACCAAGGCCAUCUGUAACUCCCAGCCGAUUGUGGACUACACCUCAUCAUCAUCUGCAGUCACACUUCGCCUUGUUACAGACAGUUCCACCAGAGGGUCCUUCAAGAUACUUUACACGAGUUUCACGGAUCGUGUCGUCGGCACAGGUUGCCAUAAUAGCAGGUUCCUGUGCUCCAACUCCCGCUGUAUAGACCCGAAUCUGAAAUGCGAUCAAAUGGACAACUGUGGGGACGCCAGUGACGAGCCUGCCGACUGUCGUGCAGGCUAUCCUCUCAAUCACUGUGCUGACGGAGUUUAUGUAGACAGCCGCCAUAUGUGCGACGGUGUAACGGACUGUUCGGACAGGAGCGAUGAGUGGACGAGCGCCUGGGCCAUGUGUCCGGCCCGUGAGAUGCACGGUAGCUGCGGCUCGCUGGUGACUCUCCAGCCGGCCACGUCUGGGUACAUCGUGUACAGCCGUCGCGGGACGUACGGAGCCGGGACCGACUGUACCGUGCAGUUCAACACGCUGAGCGGAUACGCCAUACGACUGGAGAGUUGGGACGUCGACGGGAUGGACCACCGCUGCUACGACAGUCUAUUCCUCUGUGACGGCAUCACCGGAAGCUGUGACGACUGGGAGGAGGACUUCAGUCUGUGCUACACGUCACCAGACAGCACCUCCUACGUCACUUCCGGGCAGGACCUCACAGUUCGACUGUCAUCGAGCAGGGCUGGCAACUUCAAGAUAUUUUACAGAAUCGAGCAGGGAGGUGCCACUAACAGCAGCACCGUCGUGACCGUAGUGGUGGUGAUUGUAGUGGUUAUCUUGGUGCUCGCUGUUGUGGUAUACUGCUGCGGUAAAAGGAGCCGGGGCGGCGGCAGUCAAACAGUGGAGGACAGAUCUGUCCAAUACCCGGGGGAGACACCAGGAGACAGCAUUCACUUACACCCUACUACUGUAGUCCACACCGACCGACCGCACACAGUGGGCACACCUACAAUCGAACGCGUCCCGCCACAGCCUAGUCCCCGACAAUACUCGUAUCCCUCCGCGCCUCCGCAGCCAACGAACAGCGCCCUGCCCCCCUCCGUAGUGGUAGAGCCCCCUACCCCUGCGUCAUCAGAGAUAGGAGAGCCCGUCACCCCACCCCCCUCGUAUGACCAGGCGCUAUGGAUGCCAAAAGAACCACCGGCCUCGGCAGGGCAAUCAUCCUACUUGCGGGGUCAAAGGGUGACGUCGAAGAAUCGCCCAUCUCUCGACCAGGGCUCUCGACCAACGUUUACGACUUGUACUACUACUAGUAUUAUAUUGGACGUAUGCGGCGUAUUCACAGCAGUCUUUUCACUUCGACAUAUGCAUAGCCUUGUUCAGCGUGCAGAGAGAACAGAGCGCAAGAUUCCAGAGGAAGUGAGGAGACGGGAACGCCCGGCCCGACAUCUGUCAACGUGCAACUCAGAACAUCACAGACCAACGAUGUUUUUCACAUUAACGAUUCUGGUGGCGCUCUGUGAUGGCGGUGUUCUCGGUGACGGGUACCGCGAUCUUGCAGGGAGGUUUACAGAGGAGAUGUACGAUAAAUGUUGGACAGAGGUGUAUCUGCCAGCUGACAAGGCGGGCUAUAUCACGUAUCACCGGGCCGGCCCGUAUCCGCCCUACACAGAAUGUGCCGUCAACUACUACACAGACUCUGGCUACGUCAUCAGUUUGGAGGCUUUCAACUUGACCGGCAUGCCUGGCGACUGUUCUGACUACAUAUUUGCGUGCAAUGAGAAGGAUUUCCUGUGCGACACAGACAGCAGUUCUGUUCACUACUGUUGGAGAGGAGUUCACUACAGCCAUGACGUGUCCUGGGGACAGAGCAUCACAAUCCGCCUCUUCUCCGACCAUUCCACGCAGGGGACCUACAGCAUCGAGUACAGGGUGGAGGAAGCCAAAACCGACAGCGACACCAUUGUGUACAUUGUUGUGGGGGUGAUCGCUGCUGUGUGCGUCUUCGUCGCCAUCAUCUUCAAAUGUUGUAGGAACCAUGAUGACGACGACCUCCCGCCUUUGAAUAUUCCUCCGGUUACUGCAACAAGAGGCCCUAAUGCCUCCGUGCUCAGGAACGCUCGACCGUUUACAAGUACACCAGAACGAAACUCAGAUGAAUUUACUAGUACCGAGUGGGCGCUGCAGUGUUUCUGUGGGACGGAGCAGAAUUUCCAGAACCUCCCGGCUGCCCUGAGUGACUCGGAAUGUAACUCGGACUGUUCCGGCAACAAUGCUGAAAAAUGUGGCGGGAGUCUGAAGCUGUCUGUGUACGCAGUAGUGGCGAUUUCACCACAACCAGCAUCAGGCCUUGGACUCGGAGCCAUCAUCGGGAUCGUGGUGGGUGUGAUCGUCUUCCUCACCGUCAUGUUCACCAUCAUCUGCGUGUUGGCCUGUCAGAGCAAGCCGUCCAGCAGGGUCACCGCCACGGGCGUGUCCACCGGCGGGAACACCGUGGUCCACACCAACCACAUGGGCGCCAACACCGUGGUGCACACCAACAUGAUGUACCCCGUCAACGGGAUCGUCGUGCAGCAGAGCGGGGCGUACCCCAUGGCGAUUCAGCAGCCUUACCAGCAACCCAUGCAACCCCCAGGUUACCAGCCCAUGCAAGCUCAACAGGCUCCGGGUUACCCGCAAUCUAACCAACCCGUUCAGCCUCAGCCGCAAUCCAGUCACAUCCCCCCUCCUCCGGCCUACGAAGAACCUGCCAAACCGUCCGAUGGCCAACUCUACGCUUAGCAGACUUAAGCCCACAUGUCGACUGUGACCAUCCUCCAGCUACCAAUCGAGCCAUUCCUAUGGAGUGGUGGGGAUCUGAUACUGCAAUGCUAGCUCUGAUAUUGAUUACGUUUAAAACUGCUAUUGGGGAAAGCAAUACUCUGGAUAUAUCACAGAGAAUUGAUGUUUUAGCAACACGCUAAACUUGUAAAAAGAAAGUAUUGUUUAGUCUUACUACACCUGGACAAUAGUCGAAGCUAUGACAACAUCUCACGUUUUGAAUGUCAGAAUCUAUCAUUGUUAUUUGUGUGCGGCCAUAUAAUUUUCCCAGCAAAAGUUUCUGUGAUGUCCAAGAUCUGGAUUAUUCCAUGUGCAAUCGUCUAACACACUAGAAGACAGUAACCAUUAUUACGAAGUAAAUUUCACCACUGUCCAUACAGUGAAAGCGCGGGCCAAUGAGAAGCCUGAUUAUGCACUAUCCUUUGUGUAUAUAUAUAGAGAGAGACUCGUAUAUGCUGCAUUGUGUUGCUACUAUGGUUUAUUGCAUGAGUGGGAAACUGUACAUUUUAAAACUAUAUCCAGAUUGGUUAUACAGACAAUAUAUAGGUUUCUAUAGAUUAAAAAAUUAUAUAGAUUCGGAUGAGUAAAUAGAGUAUGUGAAUUUGAUCUGGUACUCAGUUACCUCAAAUUUCAAAUGUUUUGACCAGUCAGUUUGUC